Messenger RNA from Aspergillus piperis CBS 112811, 477 nucleotides. RefSeq lists its product as uncharacterized. The record is from RefSeq and is a predicted model, not a curated record. The transcript has a single exon. NCBI's taxonomy places the organism in Eukaryota, Fungi, Ascomycota, Eurotiomycetes, Eurotiales, Aspergillaceae. The coding region runs from base 65 to 331 and encodes 88 amino acids.
AUCAUCUGUCAGCUGAUGUAGGGUCACCAUCGUCAUCAUCGUCAUCGAUUUUCAGUUCAAUGUUAUGUAUGUAUCUCGAUCUGUAUUUUCUGGAUAUAUGUAUGUACGUUGUUGCUGCUGCUGCUGCUGCUGCACUCUGCAUUACUAUGUUAGGAAACUUUUCAUGAACCUACUUACUAGUUUAGUUCAAGCCCUACUACUUUACUUGAUGGUGGUUGGGGGUUACUAUCUAUUUCUCACUCGUGCAGCGAUCGACAGACUCCUCAUCAUUUUAUGUACAUACGUUAUAUCAUCUGUAUAUCUAUUUCUACUUUAUGUAUCCUAUCACUAGUACCAUAGGCAGAUAUAACUGGCAAAUGGUAAUAUAUGUAACUAUGUAUGUAAGUAUGCAUCACGGGUUGUUGCUGCUGAAACCAAACAACGCCAUCCCAACGCAAGGAUAGUCUAAGUAGUGGUACUUUCAUUACUAGUUAGUAG